AUGGCUCAUUUUGUUGCAUGCAAUAAAACUGAUGAUGCAUCUCAUGUUGCUGCAUUGUUCUUUAAAGAUGUCAUUAGAUUGCAUGGCAUGCCGCGCACCAUUGUUUCUGAUCGUGACACUAAGUUCCUUAGUUACUUUUGGAAAACCUUGUGGUCUAAGUUAGGGACUAAGCUUUUAUUUUCCACCACUUGUCAUCCCCAAACUGAUGGUCAAACUGAGGUUGUAAACCGGACUUUAGGAACCUUGUUGCGUGUGCUGCUUAAAAAGAAUCUUAAGAAUUGGGAUGAUUGCUUGCCUCAUAUAGAAUUUGCUUAUAAUCAUUCUGUGCAUUCAGCAUCUAAGUUCUCUCCUUUUGAAAUUGUUUAUGGGUUUAAACCCCUGUCACCUUUGGAUUUAAUGCCUCUGCCUUUGAGUGAAAGGUUGAGUACAGAUGGACAGAAGAGAGCUGAGAUGGUGAAGAAGAUACAUGAGCAGGCAAAGAAAAACAUUGAGGAAAAGACAAGGCAGUAUGCCAAGAAAGCCAACAAGGGACGGCGCGAAUUAAUCUUUGAGGCUGGAGAUCAAGUUUGGAUUCAUCUUCGCAAAGAAAGAUUCCCAGCCGAGCGCAAGUCCAAGCUAUGCCGCGCAUUGAUGGCCCUUUCACAGUCACCAAGCGAAUCAACAAUAACUCUUAUAGAGUUGAUCUCCAAGGUAAAUGAACCAGAUUUGAGGUCAAAUCCUUUUCAAGAGGGAGGGGAUGAUGCGAUCAUGGACAAGGAGGUUCAGGAAACACAGCUUUUGGCCGAGGAAGGAAGAUGGAAUGGAGCAGCUUGUGCCGAGGAGGGACUUGAAGCAGAGCAGCUUGUACCUGAGGAGAGUUUAGCCAUUCCAACUGGCCCAAUCACUCGUUCAAGAACUAAGGCACUAAACCAAGCAAUUGGCAAAGUCCUUAGC
Molecule: messenger RNA, 933 nt
Organism: Microthlaspi erraticum
Lineage: Eukaryota; Viridiplantae; Streptophyta; Magnoliopsida; Brassicales; Brassicaceae
Source: the annotation of a GenBank genome assembly